AUGUUGGCAGAAGGCAUCUUAAUGAGGCUCACGUAUAAAGAAAGCUGUCAUCAGGAAAGGCCUCACAAGUCUUGUGCAUCCGGAAAGGAUAAAGAAGGCAUCUGGACACAGAAACUUGUAGACAACCCUAAAAUUAAAGGCUUUGCUGGUGGACAGGAGAAGCAGGAUGAGAUUGCAGCUAGAAGUAGCAAACCAGAACACUGGAGCAGUUCGCGAUGGAGAUCCAUAGAAGAGGUACCUGCAAAAGAUCAGAAAAAGCUUCUGAAAGGGAUUGUGUCACCGGCUCUACAUAUCCCCAAAAGAGACCAGCAUCCCGAGCAGGUGGAUUUGUACACAUCCUGGUCAUGGAACAGCAUUUAUCAAAACUAUCCGGACCUACAUAUUGGGGGUGACCGUGUGGGCGCCCACACUUGCGACUCAGGUUGUGUUCUAGACCACGUGUGGGAUGAACCCCACGACGGCCCCGUUCUACUCUCCGUAGAUAUUCCUCUAGGUCAGUCUCCUCUGUGCGAGCAUCCCGAAAAGCCAAGUGUGAAGUCCCUGCCUGGAGAUGAGUCUGGAGAAAGGAGCAUCGUGCUCGGUGAGGAGCCUCUUUCGAACUCCAUGCUCAACAAGUACAUGGAAACAAAAGUGGCGGAGUUCUAUAAACAGUUUUUUGAAGAAAGCUUGGCCAGGUGCGGUUCUGUAACGAACCUCCUCGCUUGCAGCUUCAUCAGGAAUAACCUGAAUCAGAUCAGCUUUCAGAUAUCGCAGGAGCAGAAGAUAGAAACAUUAAAGGCCAGAGAAGUGCUCUUGCGCUCCUUGGCUUUAUUUAGUUCGUGCAACACCGCCAACAGGAGUAGCUCAGAGUUAAGUACUCCGGACUUACAAAUCUCAAACCCAGCAUGCAGGAAAAAGAGCUGCAGGGUGCAGUUUACAUCAUGA
Apaloderma vittatum (bar-tailed trogon) is the source of this 924-nucleotide messenger RNA. RefSeq lists its product as uncharacterized. Gene Ontology annotation, biological process: regulation of toll-like receptor signaling pathway. The coding region runs from base 1 to 924 and encodes 307 amino acids. NCBI's taxonomy places the organism in Eukaryota, Metazoa, Chordata, Aves, Trogoniformes, Trogonidae. The record is from RefSeq and is a predicted model, not a curated record. The transcript has a single exon.